AUGAGCCGCCGCUUGUCCGCUCCUCCAGAUUAUGCCGCGCUACUGGACAAGUACGACACCUGGAUGUUCGACUGCGAUGGUGUUCUAUGGCAAGGAGACAAACUGAUUGAUGGCGCAGUGGAAGUCCUGCGACUUCUUCGUGAACGAAAGAAGCAAGUCUUAUUCGUCACUAACAACGCCACCAAGUCAAGAAAAAGUUAUAAAACCAAAUUUGAUCAUUUGGGGGUCGAGGCGCAUGUAGAUGAAAUCUACGGAUCUGCCUACGCGACAGCUGUGUAUAUCUCUUCUGUGUUGAAGCUAGCGAAAGAAAAGAAAGUAUAUGUUAUUGGAAUGGCAGGUCUGGAAGAAGAAUUGCGCGAUGAGGGUGUAGCAUACAUCGGUGGCACUGACCCAGUUGACAAAACGUUGGAGUCAUUUUCCCUGGAAAAUUUUGACUUGGAUUCCAAUGUAGCUGCAGUAGUCUGCGGCCUGGAUACUACCAUCAACUAUACGAAAUAUUCGAAAGCGUUCCAAUAUCUCACACGGAAUCCGGGUUGUCAGUUCAUUGUCACUAAUGAAGACAGUACUUAUCCAAGUGCUCAUGGUCUUCUUCCUGGGGCGGGCGCAAUAAGUGCACCUCUACGCUACGCCCUUGGAAAAGAUCCCAUCAGUAUUGGGAAACCGGCCAAAACGAUGCUCGAUUGUAUCCAAGCCAAAGUUCAUUUCGAUCCGGCACGAACUAUAAUGGUUGGUGACAGGCUCAACACCGACAUUCUGUUCGGACAGGCGGGAGGAGUAUCGACACUACUUGUUUUAACAGGUAUCACAUUGGAAAGUGAUAUUACGGGUCCGAAUGCAUCGACAAUAGUACCCGAUUAUGUGACCUCUUCAAUUGGAGACUUUCGUUCAGCCUAG
This is a messenger RNA of Lentinula edodes (shiitake mushroom), 894 nucleotides long. Its product is annotated as HAD-like domain-containing protein. Gene Ontology annotation, molecular function: phosphoglycolate phosphatase activity; alkaline phosphatase activity. The transcript is spliced from 6 exons. The record is from RefSeq and is a predicted model, not a curated record. NCBI's taxonomy places the organism in Eukaryota, Fungi, Basidiomycota, Agaricomycetes, Agaricales, Omphalotaceae. Bases 1 to 894 code for a protein of 297 amino acids.